Phycodurus eques (leafy seadragon) is the source of this 1809-nucleotide messenger RNA. It is a transcript of the gene foxi3a, whose product is annotated as forkhead box I3a. Gene Ontology annotation, biological process: regulation of transcription by RNA polymerase II; anatomical structure morphogenesis; cell differentiation. The transcript is spliced from 2 exons. The record is from RefSeq and is a predicted model, not a curated record. Gene Ontology annotation, molecular function: RNA polymerase II cis-regulatory region sequence-specific DNA binding; DNA-binding transcription factor activity, RNA polymerase II-specific. Lineage: Eukaryota; Metazoa; Chordata; Actinopteri; Syngnathiformes; Syngnathidae. The coding region runs from base 658 to 1704 and encodes 348 amino acids.
UUGAACCCCGGUCCUCAGAACUGUGAGGCAGAUGCUCUAACCAGUCACCUCAACAAUUUAUAAAUUUAUAAACAGAAAUAAAUGAAUAAUUUACAAUUAGAUAUUUGUUAUCUGUUGACCUCUGCUGUGUUAAUUGUAUUGAUAUUUAGUUUAUGGAUUUAUAAUUGUAAUUUCAAACUAGAAUUGGUAUUCAGAAGAGUACCACUUGAGUAAAGAAAAAAACAGUAAGAAUAACACUUUAUUUACUUUGAAAAUACUUUAGGAAACUUUACACCAGAAAAUAUAUGAAAUACCAAAAAGUGAGCAAGAUAACAGUGAUAGUAGUUCUGUCACAUUCGUAAAGAAUUUAUCAAAAAUGUGAUUUACAUGUGAAAUGAAUGAUAUAUUAAUGAUAGGGCGUUCAAAGUGUUAAAAAAAAAAAAUCUGUAAUUUUAAGGUGAUGAGCAACGAUUGAAACCGUAAAAAGAGAUUCAAUCAGUCAUUGUCAUCUGGCCCAGGGCAGGAAUUCAAGAUGCCCUUACUGAAAACAACCAAUAAGUGUGUGUAUGUGCGUGUGUACCAGCAGCCAAUCAGCUUGCAUGUGGGCGGUGCAGCCGAGUAUAAGUGCAAGUGUAGGUGUGUAGUGUUGUGUGUGUGUGUUUUUUCAAUAGGAUCAUCAUGUCCACCACUGCGUCCUUUGUGCCUCUUUGCGGCCUUCCCCAGCAGGACCUUCCGUCUCUGGGCGUGGAUCCCUCUGACUUCAGCCUUUACAGCCCUCCACCUCCACCCGAGCCCAGACACUCUUCACUGGCGUGCCUCCCACCAGACCUCGGCCUGUUCUCCGGGCCUGUAGGAGAACACCCCAACUUUGGAGCCGCCUUCUACAACCACCAUAGUCCUUUCCUCCCCGGCGGGCCUUGGUACUCUGCGGACGGGAUGCUGGGCCUGGCCCGUCCGCCGUACUCCUACUCGGCCCUCAUCGCCAUGGCCAUACAGACCUCACCCUCGCAGCGGCUGACGCUGAGCCAGAUCUACCAGUACGUCUCGGAGCACUUCCCCUUCUACAGCCGCAACAAAGCAGGCUGGCAGAACUCCAUCCGGCACAACCUGUCGCUCAAUGACUGCUUCCGCAAGGUUCCACGGGAGGAGAACAAUCCUGGUAAAGGAAACUUCUGGACUCUGGACCCGAACUGCGACAAGAUGUUUGACAAUGGCAACUUCUGCCGCAAGAGGAAGAGGAAAACCGACACCUUGACAUCCGCCAAGAAAUGUCGCAACUCCUCGUCUGACUCCUCGUCUGAGCCCAGCCCCAAAUGUCCCAACAUGCAUUGCAGCUCGGAGUUUCCUGCCCUGUCAGACCAGCGUAUCUCCCCUCAGUCUUCCGUGUGCAUGCAGGUCCCAGAUGAGUCCUCCCUGCUUCCUCCUGCUCUUCCUUCUCAGGGGUUUGUCUACUCGCCAGGAGCCGUGGUGCCUCAGUGGGAGGCCUGUAGCUCCUUUCCUUCUCCUCCUUCAUUUGCUCCUGCCGUGUUCUUCCCCUCUUCUCAAUUAAGCCAUCCUCCCUUCUCGCCGUCGUCGCUCUACACUGACCUGGAGACCACGUGCGCUUCUCUGCUGGAGUUCCACGAGGAGCAACCACCGCAGUUGGACCCCUUCCAGGCUCACCUCUUGGGGGGCCUCAUGGAGGAGCUGCCCCUUGACUCAUUAGUUAUCAAGCAGAUACACUAACAUCCAUUUGAUGCCUUAAAAUGUGUGCCACUGUGCUAAUAGCUAUUUAUUAUUGUUGUUUUUUUAAUGUAUUUUAUAAGUUAAAAACUGCAUGUGAAAUUUUGU